AUGUCUGUUGCAAAUAACUACCUUAUGUUGCAGAUUUACUGGUGUCCUGUCUAUAACUGUGGCCUGAAUAUAGAGUAAAGAUGGACUCUGAGCCAGUGGCACAACCUCACCAGGAGGAAGAGAAGAUACUACCUGCUGCUGUCCGAGCUAAGAUAGAGCGCAAUAGACAAAGAGCAUUGAUGUUAAGACAAGCACGGCUUGCUAGCAGACCUUACCCAACUGGUGAAGGUAAUUACACCACAGGGAUGUCAACUUUCAAACCUCUUCCAAGGAUUGUUGAUUCUGGUGGAGGAUUCUUUAUAGAAGAGGAGCAAACCGAAGAGAAGCCAGUAGAAAAUGUGGUUCAUCAACCAGGUCCUGUACUGGAAUUUGAUUAUUUAAUUUGUGAGGAGUGCAACAAAGAUUUUAUGGAUUCAUAUUUAAGCAAUCACUUUGACUUGGCAGUAUGUGAUGCCUGCAGAGAUUCAGAAGAAAAGCACAAGCUUAUAACACGGACUGAAGCCAAAAGGGAGUACCUGCUAAAAGACUGUGAUAUUGAUAAACGGGAGCCCGUGCUGAAAUUCAUUUUGAAGAAAAACCCUCAAAAUUCUCAUUGGGGUGAUAUGAAGCUUUACUUAAAAUCGCAGAUAGUUAAACGCUCUUUAGAAGUAUGGGGCACUGAGGAAGCUCUUGAAGAAGCUAAAGAAGAUCGACAAGAUAACAGGAAUAAAAGGAAACAAAAGCGGUUUGACAAAAAAGUAAAAGAAUUGCGACAUGCUGUGCGCAGCAGCUUGUGGAGGAGAGACACCGCUGGUCACCAACAUGAGUAUGGUCCAGAGGAACAUAUUGAAGAGGACAUGUACAAAAAGACUUGCAAAACAUGUGGUCAUGUAUUAAAUUAUGAAAAAAUGUAA
Molecule: messenger RNA, 893 nt
Organism: Nanorana parkeri
Lineage: Eukaryota; Metazoa; Chordata; Amphibia; Anura; Dicroglossidae
Gene: XPA
Product: XPA, DNA damage recognition and repair factor
Exons: 6
Coding region: 81-893 (270 amino acids)
Biological process (GO): base-excision repair; nucleotide-excision repair involved in interstrand cross-link repair; nucleotide-excision repair, DNA damage recognition
Cellular component (GO): nucleotide-excision repair factor 1 complex
Molecular function (GO): damaged DNA binding
Source: RefSeq, a predicted model, not a curated record